This is a messenger RNA of Ostertagia ostertagi, 1497 nucleotides long. NCBI's taxonomy places the organism in Eukaryota, Metazoa, Nematoda, Chromadorea, Rhabditida, Trichostrongylidae. The record is from the annotation of a GenBank genome assembly.
AUGCUCCCGGAAGUCGAUAGUAGACCUGAUAAAAGAAUUCCGAGAGCAUCGACCAUAAUGUUCACUCUGCUGCACUUGAUUCUUCCAGUGGUGGUAGCUAUUUGUCCGCAAGGCACGAUAUACCGUCAAGAAUUUGAAAGAUGCUACAAAUUCUCCACUGUGAAAAAGUCCUAUUCCUUAGCCGAGACAGAUUGCUUGAGCCUCGGAGGUCACCUAGUUUCCAUUCAGAAUGGCUACGAAAACGCCAUGCUUAUAGAAACUGCCCAAGCGGAUCAUUUUCCACUUCCAUUCUACAUUGGAUUGACUAGCCUUGAUGGUGGACUUUGGUCAUGGAAUGAUGGCACACCUGGCCACAUGCUACAAAUUCUCCACUGUGAAAAAGUCCUUUCCUUAGCCGAGACAGAUUGCUUGAGCCUCGGAGGUCACCUAGUUUCCAUUCAGAAUGGCUACGAAAACGCCAUGCUUAUAGAAACUGCCCAAGCGGACCAUUUUCCACUUCCAUUCUACAUUGGAUUGACUAGCCUUGAUGGUGGACUUUGGUCAUGGAAUGAUGGCACACCUGCCACGUAUACGAACUGGGCUCAUGGUCAGCCAGGUCAAUCUAAUCAGUGCGCUGUUUCGGGCUCACCGAAUGGCAUUUGGUCGACGAAGUCGUGCUCCGAGCUGGUAACUUAUGUGUGCGCUAUCGAUGCUGGCUCGAUCCUGCCUACGUCUUGUCCCCCUCCAGUUGUUUGUCCACCUAGACCCGCGUGCAUAGUCUGCCCACCUCCUCCUGUGUGUCCUGCACCACCAGCAUGCCCAACUUGCCCACCGACCCCCGUUUGUCCUGCACCAACAAUUUGUUCAACCUCCCGCCUACGCCAUCGUGUCCUUCACCAACAGAUUUUCUGCGUUCCUCUUCCUAAGUCUAACUCGAGGCUCACAAGAAUGAGACUGAUGACACUGACCUAUUCACUCUUUGCAGAUAUGGCGAAAACAGGAGAAGCCUACAAGAACCCGAACUCCUUGACAUGGAUUGGUCUAUGGCAGGCUGGUUAUCCUCUGAAUUAUCGCAGUGGGCGUGGGGACAGCAUGGGACAAAGCUUCGACUACACGGAAUUGGGCUAUAUGGCGAAAACAGGAGAAGCCUACAAGAAUCCGAACUCUUUGGCAUGGAUUGGCCUAUGGCAGGCUGGUUAUCCACUGAGUACGCAGUGGGCAUGGACAGAUGGGACAAGCUUCGACUACUCGAAUUGGGCUGUAGGUGAACCGAAUAACGCCGAUGGUAAUGAACACUGUGUUCAGAUCUACAGUGAUCACGAAGGAACCGAUCCAGUGAAAGAUACUCAGUUCCAGAAAUGGAAUGACUACUAUUGCAGUGACGCUAUGAGGGCAUAUAUCUACAGUGAUCAGGAAGGAACCGACCCAGUGAAAGAUACUCAGUUCCAGAAAUGGAAUGACUACUAUUGCAGUGACGCUAUGAGGGCAUAUGUGUGCAAGAAACCAGCUUUGCAUUAG